Messenger RNA from Camelus dromedarius (Arabian camel), 5640 nucleotides. It is a transcript of the gene TLR10, whose product is annotated as toll like receptor 10. The transcript has 7 exons. Gene Ontology annotation, cellular component: plasma membrane. Gene Ontology annotation, biological process: immune response; inflammatory response; cellular response to bacterial lipopeptide. The record is from RefSeq and is a predicted model, not a curated record. Gene Ontology annotation, molecular function: lipopeptide binding; transmembrane signaling receptor activity; Toll-like receptor 2 binding. NCBI's taxonomy places the organism in Eukaryota, Metazoa, Chordata, Mammalia, Artiodactyla, Camelidae. The coding region runs from base 2290 to 4725 and encodes 811 amino acids.
CUACAGACUGCCAGCAUGACAGAAGGACAGGUCAUCUCGAGUCUUCAUGAGUGGUGAUGGAGGGGCAUCCCAACCCUCUUCUAUGUUUGAAGAAGUCAGGACCACCAAGGCAUCAUCGGGCACCUCUGUGAAAGGCAUGUAAUGCCCUCAGCAUGCAGUAGAGGGCAAAGGAGUGCAAACUUCACAGAAAAGCUGGACUCAGGCACUCCUGGAGCCAGUCCUGGUUCUGUCAAUGAAUCAUCUGCACCUGCAGCUCUGCCGGAGCCGCUGCCAGCCUGGGGAGACACAAGAUAGCAGAAUGGCUAAGAGCCCCGGCUCUGGACUCACCAUGGAUUAACUUUGUGACCAUGAGGCAGCUACAGGACCUCUCUAAGCACCACCUUUCAUAUCUGUAAAUGUUGUUUUAGGAAAUAAAGACAUGCCUCCUAGAAUUUCUUCACUUCAACAAGAACACCAAUAACAAUAAAACAAAACAAACUUGGGCAGGUUCUAGAGAAAGAAAAAUCCAGGUAAGAGUGAGGUAAUAAUCCAGAUGUCCUUUUGUGUCAGUUGGGCCAGUUUUGUCCCCGCCUCAACACCCACGUGGGUGCAUGUGUGCUCACAUUUCUCAGAAUGGAACAACGUGAACGUUAGAGAGAAGUCUCGCUACACCCUGAGUUUGCCCCUGGUCCCUCCUGCUUGUCCAUAGGGGUGACAAGUCUAGGGGAGACUGGGAGUCAAUGUGCAAUAAACAUGCAGGUAGAAGCAGGGAAAGUUUCACCCUGCUCAUUACCUUCCGUUGUGUUGUCAGAGUGCCUGGUGUGGGGGGACAUAAAGUUGAAGACUUCACUCAUACAAUAGUGGGAUCUAACCACUUCUCACCCCCUCCUCACUACCCUCUUUCUGGCAUGAAUUCCUCGUUAGUGUCCCGGGGGUCUUUCCUGCCAGGCUUGCGCCCCUCCAGUCAUUUCCAGCUAACAAGCAGAGGACGCUUUAAGAUGUGCAUCAGAAUCUGCCACUCCGCUGCUCUAAAUCCUACACUCAUUUCUUAUUUCAAUCAGCGGAAAAUCCCAAAUCCUUACAAGAUCUGACCUCUUCAAUCCACUUCCUCAACUCCGCUCCAGUCACUCCUCACAUUUUCGGAAGAGGCUCCCACAUCUGGUCUUUGAACUUGCACUUGCUCUUCUCUUUCCAGAAUGCUUUUUCCCCAGACGACAAGAGGCUUGCUCCUUCUGCCCUUUAGAUCUUUGCAUGAAGGUCACCUUAUCAGCGAGGCCUUUUUAGACUCCCCUAUACCAAUAUCACCCCUCAGACACCCUCUCCUCCCCUUAUCUUGGCUGUUUUCUUCAGCCCUGAUCAUCACCUAACAUAGAAAUGUAUUUCUUUGUUUAUAGUGCCUCUUUUCUUACCCCUUACUGUAAUGUAAGUGUGUAAGAACAGAAAUUCUGUCUGUUCUACUCAUUGCUGUAUCCUCAGUGCCUGGAAAAAUUCCUGGCAGAGUAGAUCUUGAAUAAUAAUAUUGUGAAAUUUUUAGUUCCCCAACCUCCUCUGUUCUGUGUCCAAUCAAACACUUGAAGCCUGACUCUUCUCUCAAAGUCCUCAGAAUUCUGCAUGCAUGACUGUCUUCAUCUGUAACCUGUGGGUAACAGCACUUCUCUCACAGAGUUUCGUGAUGAAUAAGUAAGAUAAUAUAUGCGAAGGGUUUAGUGUACCUCUUGGCUCAUUGAAAAGCUUCAAGAAAUGGAAACUGAUUCUAUCACUAUCAGUAUUAUUUGGCAGUGAUCCAGAUUGCUUUUGCCACCAACCUGAAGACAUAUGGAGGCAUAAGGACCAGAACCACUCUUUUUAUUUCUGUGUUUCGGACCUUCCAUGUGCAUGGCUUUCAGGCUAUCAAAAGGGGAUGUGGGAGAGGGUGUCGAAUAUGUCCUGGCAAUGCAGUUCCUAAUCUGAGCUGGGUGAGAGGCACUUCUGCCAACUAUAUAUAUCUAUCUCCCUUCUGGGAAUCCUGACUUGCCUCAGUGAUGGGGGUAUGACACAGUAAUGGACUUGGAAAUCUAUGGAGCCAAGCUCUGAGAUCAAAUCAAAGACUCAGUAUAUGGGUUGGAACCCUACUGCAAAUUCUUGAACUGAGAGUCUUCUGAAAUGAUCUCAACCAAGAAGAUCAAUUAGAAGAUUACAUGCAAGACUGAACUCUCAUAAGGAUGUUAGAUGAAUAAUCUCAGGGUUUGAACUCAUCUUCACCAUUUAUAUGAGGUGACGUGUGAUAAAAUUCACAUGAGGUGAACCAGUGAAAAAAUUCUCGGAAUUACAAUGAGACAUAUCAGAAGCAUUUACCUAUUUUGUUGUAUUGUUAUAUCAGUGCGUGGUGGGGCUUCAAAGCUGCUGGAAGAAAGGGAAUUGACUAUCAACUGCUCCAACAUGUCUUUAAGAAAGGUUCCCACAGACUUGACCCCAAGCGCAACCAUGCUGGAUUUAUCCUACAACCUCCUUUUUCAACUCCAGCGUUCAGAUUUUCAUUCUGUCUCUAAACUGAAAGUUUUGAUUCUGUGCCAUAACAGAAUCCAGGAGCUAGAUAUCAGGACCUUUGAAUUCAACACAGAGUUAAGAUAUUUAGAUGUGUCUUACAACAGAUUGAAGAUGGUAACCUGGUACUCACUGGCGGGUCUCAGACAUCUCGAUCUUUCCUUCAAUGACUUUGAUACUGUACCUAUCUGUGAGGAGACUGGCAACAUGUCACACCUGGAAAUCCUAGGUCUGAGUGGGGCAAAAAUACGGAAAUCAGAUUUCCAGAAAAUUUCUCAUUUGCAUCUAAAUACUGUCUUCUUAGGAUUGAGAACUCUUUCCCAUUAUGAGGAAGGUAGCCUGCCUAUCUUAAACACAACAAAACUUCACAUUGUUUUACCAAUGAAUACAAAUUUCUGGGUUCUUUUGCGUGAUGGAAUCAAGACUUCAAAAAUACUAGAAAUGACGAAUAUAGAUGGCAAAAGUCAAUCUACAAGUUAUGAAACUCAACAGAAUCUUACUUUAGAGAAGGCCAAGACAUCCAUUCUGUUACUUAAUAAAGUUGAUUUACUCUGGGGUGACCUUCUCCUUAUCUUCCAAUUUGUUUGGCAUACAUCAGUAGAAUACUUCCAGGUCCAACAUGUGACUUUUGGAGGUAAGGUUUAUCCUGACCACAAUUCAUUUGACUACUCAAAUACUGUAAUGAGAACUAUAAAAUUGGAGCAUGUACACUUCAGAAUUUUUAGUAUUCCACAGGAGAGAGUCUACUUGCUUUUUACCAAAAUGGAUAUAGAAAACCUGACAAUAUCAGAUGCACAAAUGCCUCACAUGCUGUUCCCUAUUUAUCCUAUGAGAUUCAAAUAUUUAAAUUUUGCUAAUAAUAUCUUAACAGAUGACGUGUUUAAAACCCCUAUCCAAUUGCCUCAUUUGAAAACUCUCAUUUUGAAGGACAAUAAGUUGGAGACGCUUUCCUUAGUGAGUUGUUUUGCCAGCAACACAUCCUUGAAGCACUUAGAUCUGAGCCAAAAUCUGUUACAACAUGAAAAUGAUGAAAAUUGCUUGUGGCCAGAAACCUUGAUCAGCAUGAAUUUGUCAUCCAAUAAAUUUACUGACUCUGUUUUCAGGUGCUUGCCCAGAAAUAUUCAAAUACUAGACAUGAAUGAUAACAAAAUUCAAACUGUCCCUAAAGAGAUUAUUCAUCUGACAUCCUUGCGAGAGUUAAAUCUUGCAUUUAAUCUUCUAACUGAUCUUCCUGGGUGCAGUCAUUUUGGAAGACUCUCAGUUCUGAACGUUGAAAUGAACUUAAUUCUCAGCCCAUCUCUGGAUUUUUUUCAGAGCUGCCAGGAAGUUAAGAUUCUAAAUGCAGGAAGAAAUCCAUUCCGGUGUACUUGUGAAUUAAGAGAUUUCAUUCAGCUUGAAAAAUAUUCAGAGGGCAUGAUGGUUGGGUGGUCAGAUUCAUACAUUUGUGAAUACCCUUUGAAUCUGAAGGGGACUCAGUUAAAGGAUGUUCAUCUUCCUGAAUUAUCUUGCAACAUAGCUUUGUUGAUUGUCACCAUUGUGGUUAUCAUGCUAGUCCUGGGGAUGGCUGUGGCCUUCUGCUGUUUCCACUUUGAUCUGCCCUGGUAUCUCAGGAUGCUAGGUCAAUGGGCACAGACAUGGCACAGGGUUAGGAAGACAACCCAAAGACAACUCAAGAGAAAUAUCCAAUUCCAUGUGUUUAUUUCAUACAGUGAACAUGAUUCUGCCUGGGUAAAGCAUGCACUGAUCCCCAAUCUAGAGAAAGAAGAUGGUUCUAUACUAAUUUGUUUUCAUGAGGGAAACUCUGACCCUGGCAAGAACAUUACUGAAGAUGUCAUAAAGUGCAUUGAGAAAAGCUACAAGUCCAUCUUUGUCUUGUCUCCCAACUUUGUCCAGAGUGAGUGGUGCCAUUAUGAACUCUACUUUGCCCACCACAAUCUCUUCCAUGAAAGUUCUGAUAACAUAAUUAUCAUCUUACUGGAACCCAUCCCACUCUACUGCAUUCCUAUCAGGUAUCCCAAGUUGAAAGCUCUCAUGGAAAAGAAAGCAUACUUGGAAUGGCCCAAGGAUAGACGUAAAUGUGGCCUUUUUUGGACAAACCUUCGAGCUGCUAUUCAUGUUAAUUUAUUAGAAACCAGACAGAUGUGUGAACUACAGACAUUCACAGAGCUAAAUGAAGGGUCUCGAGGUUCUACAAUCUCUUUGGUAAGAACAGACUGCCUAUAAAAUCCCAUGAUCCCAUAGGGAAACUGGGGACUGCAUACCCUGUUAGGAUAUAAAUUGAUAACAACCUUUAUGGUGGAAAUUAGCAAUAUCUAUUAAAAUGAAAAACUACCAUUCCUUCAUGUCAGUUCCUUGAAGGAGUUCUAAGAAUGUAUCCUACAGAAACACCCAUUGCAAACAUUUAUAUAAAAAUGGUGUUUGUCCUAGUGUUGUUUAUAAUCAUGAAAAAUUGGAAACAGCUCAGAUAUCCACAAAAUAAGGAUUGAUUUAAUAAUAUAUGGUACAUUAAUGCAAGGAUUGAUUUAAUAAAUUAUGGCACAUUAAUGUGUAAGGCAAAUAUCAUACAGCCUUUUAAAAAUGAAGUGGCUAUAUAUUUACUGUUAUGGAGAAAAUUAUGUGUGGGUUUAUACACUGAAAUAAGGGUCUAAAGGAGUCUAUCAGUACGUUGGUGUCCUAACAGUGGUUUGGGUCUGAGAAGUGGGAUUAUAGGAAGCAUUUGCUUUCUAUUUUGCAUAUUUCUGUGAUGUUGGAUUUUCUUUGAAUGAAUCUGUAUUUCUUUUGUAAGAAGAGAAAAGAAUAAAGAUAAUUUUUAAAAUCGAAGUAGAUGAUAUACAAUGUUGUGUUAGUUUCUGGUGUACAGCAUAGUGAUUCAGUUAUACAUACAUAGAUUCUUUUUCAUUAUAGGUUAUUACAGCUAUUGAAUAUAGUCCCCUGUGAUAUACAGUAGGACCUUAUUGUUUAUUUAUUCUGUAUAUAAGUAGUUUGUAUCUGCUAAUCCCAAACUCCCAAUUUAUCCCUCCCCACCCGCUUUCCUCACUGGUAACCAUAAGUUUGUUUUCUAUGUCUAUGAGUCUCUUUUCUGUUUUAUAAAUAAGUUCAUUUGUGUUGUUUUUCAAUAAAGAUAAAUUUUAAAGCCUA